AUGCAAGCGCUGGUGGAACGGCCCAAUCUGGUUAUCACUCGAAUCUCAUUCCUACCGAGGAAAGGAGCAGAGACUAUCACCGAAGAACGCAAUGUGUCACACGUUACGAUGAGCGUCAUACAGAACGAGUUCCAUGACAUUCUGUUUGCACGUUACUCCAGUUUCUCCAAGCCUCGUCGCGUUACUGCGUUCUGUUUACGAUACCUGCAACCCUUGCGAGCACGCGUAGUACUGCGCCGAACGGACGCAGACAGGUACCACCAACUCAGUAUUCGCAACGAUACCGUUUCUCCAGUCUCCACCGACGAAUUGCAACGUGCUAAACUUCAUCUGUGUCGGCUAGCUCAACAACAGUCGUUUCCUGCAGAGAUCUCUCACCUAUCGAGCGGUGAACCAGUCAUCAAAUCAUCCGCCAUGAAGUGGCUGAAGCCAUACAUCGACGAAUAUCGCAUUAUUCGCGUCGGUGGCCGGCUGCGGAACGCCACAGUCUCCGAUUACGUCAAGCAUCCUAUCGUACUCUCUGCCAAACACCCGCUGUCGACUCUGCUGCAAACCCACACUAGUCUAGUAGAUCUUCCGGCAUCGCGAGUCUCACCAACUCGUCCAUUCUCCGUCUGUGGAGUCGACUACUGUGGACCGUUCCUGUUGAAAGCAACUGUCCGCAAUCGUGCCCCAACCAAGGCUUACGUGGCAAUUUUCGGUUGCUUCGCCACGAGAGCCGUCCACAUCGAGCUUGUUAGCGACCUCACUACAGCUGCUUUCCUGGCAGCCCUCCGUUGUGUGGAUGCUCGAAGAGGAAGAAUCUCCGAGCUGCACUCGGACAAUGCGACAACGUUCAAGGGUGCAUCACACGCACUAAACCGCAUGUACCGGAUGCUGCAAGUGGACAACAACGAUCGGGACCGGAUCUUCAAUUGGUGUGCGGAGAACGAGAUUCGGUGGAAGUUCAUUCCGCCACGUGCACCGCACAUUGGCGGGCUUUAG
Messenger RNA from Armigeres subalbatus, 984 nucleotides. RefSeq lists its product as uncharacterized. Gene Ontology annotation, molecular function: nucleic acid binding. Lineage: Eukaryota; Metazoa; Arthropoda; Insecta; Diptera; Culicidae. The record is from RefSeq and is a predicted model, not a curated record. The transcript has 2 exons. The coding region runs from base 1 to 984 and encodes 327 amino acids.